UGUAGACAGAGGAUGGAUUAAAAGAUUUAAGACCAGAUAUUCCUUUCUUUCCUCAUGACUACAUGAGGGGAUGGCUGCUGCAGAUGGAGGGUGUGGAUUCUUUUUUUUUUUUUUCACGUGAGCCAGUAUCUCUGCACGUAUUGUUUGAAGCCUCAUUUACCUGACACUUCCUAAAGAGGACACAGUAUAUAAAUAUCAUCCAGUAAAGUUGUGGUGCAGAGUUACAAAAAGGCCACCCACAGUCUCCCCAUUGUUCACCGGCAGCGCUGUUGGUCUGACGCCCAAGCUGCUUAGACAUGGCCCCCAAGAAAGCCAAGAAGAGGGCAGCAGAGGGAGCAAAUUCCAACGUAUUCUCCAUAUUUGAGCAGGCCCAGAUCCAGGAGUUCAAAGAGGCCUUUACUAUUAUGGACCAGAACAGGGACGGCUUCAUUGACAAGAAUGAUCUUAGGGACACUUUUGCUGCCCUGGGACGACUGAACGUGAAACAGGAAGAGAUCGACGACAUGCUCAAAGAGGCUUCCGGCCCAAUCAACUUCACCGUCUUCCUCACCAUGUUUGGAGAAAAACUCAAAGGUGCUGAUCCAGAGGAAACGAUCCUGAAUGCGUUUAAAGUCUUUGACCCUGAAGGGAAAGGAGUGCUAAGGAAGGAUUACGUGACACAGAUGUUAACGACACAAGCCGAUCGAUUCUCCGCCGAAGAGAUGGAGCAGAUGUUUACUGCCUUCCCCCCUGAUGUGUCAGGAAACCUGGACUACAAGAAUCUGGUUCACAUCAUUACUCACGGAGAGGAAAAGGAUCAGGAGUAAACUUUCUUUGUCUUUGUCAAAUAAAAAAAUCUUUAAAAGCAACCCAAGACCUGUGAGGGAGACGAGAACUAUUAGUUUGAAUCUGGAAAUUGCUUUUCUUUUCAAACAGGGAGAUGACUGGACUACUUUGACAGCUUUGAAAGUACUAAGCCACGUACAUUUGAAAGGAACUUAAUUGUUUAUCCCCUCUCUAUUAAGAGAUAAGGAAGUCAUUUUAAUAAGACAGUUGUCUGGCUUUUACUUUUACCAGAAACCUGUCAAAAUUUCCCUUUUUUAUCCCAGGUUAUGCAGUGCAGGUGAAUAAUAAGUAUUGCAUGUGCACCCUCAUAAAUCCCCACACCCUGCUUUGAAGCGGCAUUAUGCAGUUCUGCAUGUGUGCAAAGGAAAGAAUUGGCUUCGGAACAAAAAGGUUUUACUGAGAUGCAGCCAUGCUGCUAUUAUACUGUUGUGCCUUUGGUGGUUUAGUCACCGGAAUGGUUGGGCAGCAGGCGGAGAGGAAAAAUGCACCCCACCCCCAAGUCAUCCUUGCUGCACUCACCUGGGUCAUUUGGGAUGCCUUGGAGGGAAAAUGUGGGGUAAUAAAGUUUUUAGCUGUUCCAGCAUGAGCUACUGCAGACGGGAUCUUUUGCACAGCUUCACACUCAAAUGUCUGCCCAAUUUCACAAUGAUGCCAUAAAAAUCUAUAUCUAUAUAGAUAUAGAUAUAUAGAUAUACAUAUAUCUAGAUAUAUAUAUAUAUAUAUAUAUCUAUAUCUAGAUGGAUAUAUAAAUAGAUAGAUAUAUGUAGAUGUAUAGAUAUAUAGAUUCAUAUAGACAUAUAUAUGUGUCCAACUGUUUCAAAUUACUUUGUGAUUUAGAUGAAAAUAAAUUGAGUUUCAAUGUUUAUGAUCUUAUAGUUCAUUGGAGAAAACAAUAAAAUCCCAGUAGAUGAGUUGUUGUGUGUCAACAUUUGAAUCUGAAGCAUGUCAGUGUGAGCUUUGCUCUGACAGAAAAUAAACCGAAUUCUCAUCUGAAGUAUCUGAAUGUCAUGACAGUAAAACCCUGGCAGGAAAGAAGCAAUUAGUCCUGUCAAUCAAAAGGAGACUUGGCGUUUUUUUAAAUUGACGUUUACUCUCACUAAACACAGUUUGAUCCUGUGACUUUAUCACGUCUCAUAGAAAACUUUUCUCUUUCUGCAAAGACAUACUGCCAUGCAGAGGGAGCUCUGGCAAUGCAGGUCUAAAGUGAACUAUGUUCUGUCAGGAAAAGAUGCCACCUAGUGGUGGGUAAAGUCUCCAAAAUUCUGCAGCAAUGCAUUCUACAUUUGUUUACGCAAAAAAGAGCAGAGGUGGAGUUUUUCCGAUUAUGGGAAGGCCAAACGUAUGAGAUGGGCUUUUUUCUUUAUUGCUGUUUGAUGUUUAUGCCAUGUUGGCUGUUAGCUGUCACACGGUCUGCACUGAUUUACAAACCUUAAAAAUUGGAGGCUGCAGUAAUCCCACAUGUAUGUUUUUGCUUUCUGAAAAUUUUUUGUGAAUGUCAUGAUGUGUGAAACUGUAAACAUGUAAUGUUUUUUUCUUAUUUGAUCCAGAGUAAAUCUGUUUUUAAAUCACAUGAGCCAAUAUUAUAUUUACAGCAGAACAUACAUGACAAAAACAUGAAUAAACUGUGAAAUCUAACAAAU
Molecule: messenger RNA, 2465 nt
Organism: Oryzias latipes (Japanese medaka)
Lineage: Eukaryota; Metazoa; Chordata; Actinopteri; Beloniformes; Adrianichthyidae
Gene: myl2a
Product: myosin, light chain 2a, regulatory, cardiac, slow
Molecular function (GO): calcium ion binding
Source: RefSeq, a predicted model, not a curated record